Molecule: messenger RNA, 186 nt
Organism: Vicugna pacos (alpaca)
Lineage: Eukaryota; Metazoa; Chordata; Mammalia; Artiodactyla; Camelidae
Gene: HEPN1
Product: hepatocellular carcinoma, down-regulated 1
Source: RefSeq, a predicted model, not a curated record
AUGGCCAAGGGGACUUCCCAACAGCGAGAUGCACUAGAGGCAUCAAGGAAGAGAGGUCAGAACACACAGAGGGCCUCCUUCUCUUUCAGCUUUUUAAUUGCCCUCUCUCCUUACACAGUAGAUUAUUGUCUUUCUUACAAACUGUUCAAGAUGCGGUGGCAUGGGCAUGGGCUGGCUACGCAAUGA